Nicotiana tabacum (common tobacco) is the source of this 2547-nucleotide messenger RNA. NCBI's taxonomy places the organism in Eukaryota, Viridiplantae, Streptophyta, Magnoliopsida, Solanales, Solanaceae. The record is from RefSeq and is a predicted model, not a curated record.
AGGUCAUCCCAAUCAUUAAAGCAUCAAAAUUUAAAUUCCCCUUUAAUUACUUUUAUAGAAUUAAAAUAGGACAAAAACUUAACAAUUAUGUUAGUUGCAGACUUCAAUUCUCAUGUUUUGGAAGAAAGUGAAACGAAGUUAUCUGCAGACCACAUGCCUUUAGCUAAGUACCCCCUAUAGACUCAACAAGCUUAUACACAACCUUGGCAAUUGCUAAUUUGCUACUGACAAAAUCCUAUCUUCUCCACUAGCCAAGAUUUCAAAUCAUGGAUUACUAUUACUGGUUCUUUUUCCUGUUUGCCGUACUUGUUAAUUUAGUUGCAUCAGUUCCAAGAGGACCUGUAAUUAAUGUGACUAAGCAUAUUUCUUUCCAAGAUUUCAGUUCCAAAAAUCCAAGACUGAAGCAAGAUCUUACACUACUUGGCAGCGCUAUCGUCUCAGACGAAAAAUCAACCGUUCAAAUUCCUGACCCCGAACAGGAAGGUGAUCUUAAGCAUUUAGCAGGACGAGCUAUAUACUCUUCACCUAUUCGUUUCUUCGAUCCUCUGUCUCAAACACCAGCUUCAUUUGAAACAACCUUCUCAUUUCAGUUCCAAGUAUUGAAGUCCAAUUCGAGCAACGGGACAUCAGAUCUUGGCAAAUCCGUUGGUGGUAGCGGCUUUACUUUUAUUAUUGUCCCCGACGAAUUAACUGUUGGUCGUUCUGGUCCGUGGCUUGGGAUGCUCAACGAUCUAUGCGACGACGAUUACAAAUCAGUAGCUAUUGAGUUUGAUACACGCCAGAAUCCUGAAUUUGGUGAUCCAAAUGACAAUCACUUGGGCAUCAAUUUAGGAAGCAUAGUUUCAACAACAGCCAUAAAUGCUUCCGACGUUGGUGUUCAAUUGAAUGACGGGUCAGCUCACCGAGUUUGGAUAUCUUACGAUGGGCAGAGGCGAUAUAUCGAUAUCCGUCUUGCACCGGAUGGUAAAGAAUAUCCUUCUAAAUCAGUCUACUCUGGUUUUCUUGACCUCUCGCCUUACUUGAAUGAGUACAUGUUCGUAGGAUUUUCAGCUGCAACCGGUAACCAUACACAAAUUCACAAUGUCCUGUCCUGGAAUUUCACUUCAGUUAGUCAAGCUUCCCUUAGAAUUCCUUCAACAGAGACAUGUCAGAAUAAAAUCAUGCUUCAAAAUAAUCCGCAAGCUGAAACUGCACAUAGCAAAACGCCAAAUAGUUUCUUUAUUUUCCUUGCUGUUGUCAUUCUUCUAGUAAUUGUUCUUAUUAAUCUCUAUUUUAGUAGCUACAAGCGAGAUGACAAUUCCAGUGAAACAAUCAUUCUGCCCGAGAAAAAGCAAAGACCAAGGCCACCAAAUAAAGCACGUCGCUUUACAAUAGCCGAAAUCUCAGUCGCAACUAGGAAUUUCAGUGAGUUGCAAAUAUUGGGCAGUGACGAGAAGAGCGUCACGUAUAAGGCCACGAUGCUGAAUGGGUGCAACGUAGUUGUAAAACGAUUUUUAACUCAGUUUUUCAACACUCAUGGAUUUGACAAGCGAAGAUUUCACAAGGAAAUUAAGGCCAUCAGCAGUAUUCGUCACCCCAAUUUGGUCCCCGUUAGAGGAUGGUGCUAUGAUAACCAAGAAACUAUAGUUGUGUACGACUACAUCCCAAAUGGUAGCCUAGACAAAUGGCUAUUUGGCGUCGGUGUCUUGCCUUGGACGAGGCGUUUUAAGGUUGUUAAAGAUUUAGCAGACUCUCUUGUUUACCUACACUCGAAGCAACUUGCUCACAAGAACGUGAAAAGUAGCAGUGUGUUUCUUGACGUGAGCUUCAGAGCAGUAGUGGGUGAUUUCGGAUUUGUGCUUACUUCGACUGGGUCAACUCGGUUCGAGUCGAUGGUGAGUCAGACAGCAGAUGUGUUUGAGUUUGGAGUUGUUGUGCUAGAAACUGUUGCGGGUCGGAGCAGGAAGUCUAACCCGGGAGAACGUGACUUGUUGGAUCUUGCAUGGGCCAUGCAUGAGGUACAACAGAAGGAAACGUUGGUGGAUCGAAGAAUGGGCGCGGUUGUGAACCUGGAGCAGGCAAUUCGGGUAUUGGAUAUCGGGUUGCUAUGUACGUUGAAUGAGAACAAAGGAAGGCCUACCAUGGAAGAAGUGGUGGAGUUCCUGAAUAUGGAGAAACCAAUUCCUGAGUUGCCACCGGGUCGACCCGUUUGCUUGUUCCCGUACAACAGCACCACAGGUUUGUGCAGUGGAUACGCUUGUACUGCAUUCAAAUGAGCCACGUGUUUGGUUGAUCAGCAGAAAGUAGCCAAAAAUAUUACUACAUUAUUGGUGCUUCAUUCUAUCAGUAUGGCUCGAAAUAAUGACAGGGAUGCGCACAUGUAUGAUAUGUGACGUUAUUUUCAUGAUAUCUGGUCUCCGGUCAGAGUAAAUAUCACAAGAACUCCUGGGGGAGACUUGAAAUCAUUAUAGAUAUGUGUUUUAAAUUUGUAAUUCAUACAAAACAUGUGCUAUAUUUGUAUGUAAUUUUUGUUCCACCAUAAUUUUGUAUAAAGAAACGUAUGACAAA